CCUCAGGUGUCAGUGGCACACAACACAGCCAGGAAGACCAUGGCGGACACGGGCGACGAGAAGGUCUCCAAAAAUACCAGACAUUCCAGGUGAGCACCUGGUAUUAGCAACAAUGAGGAAGGAGUUGUUGGAGUUUGUGAGGAGGGCGGUGGUCCAAGGAGCACUUGGAGCCCCAUGGGCCAGGAGUCAGUGUAUGGCCAACGUCUCCCCGAGCAACAACAACCUCUUAUUCUCUACCAGUAGUGAGCAGAAAAGAAGACUAAAAGCAGAGAAGAAAGCCCAGGAAAAGGCAGAAAGGGAAUCCCAAAAACCAGUCGAGACUAAGAAGGCAAAUGAAGAAGAAAUCAGUGCUAAUGAGUACCUGAAACUGAGGACCCAGUAUGUGCAGCAGCAGAAAGAUGGAGGCAAGGUCAUGUACCCCCACAAGUUCCAUGUCUCCACCUCACUCGCCGAAUUCCUCAAGACUUUUGACGACCUUGGACCAGGGGAUGAAGGCAAGGAAGAGGUCUCCGUGUCAGGAAGAAUUCAUGCUAUCAGAUCAAGUAGUCAAAAGCUGCGGUUUUAUGACUUGCGAGGAGAAGAUGUUAAAUUACAGGUUAUGGCAAAUAUGAGAUCUUAUGGGAAUGAGGCAGACUUCUUACAAGAUUGUGACAAAAUUCGUCGAGGAGACAUCAUUGGUGUCACAGGUAUUGGUGUACGCACCAAAACAGGCGAGUUAUCCAUUAGACCCACAAAAAUCCAGGUUUUGGCUCCCUGCCUUCACAUGUUGCCACACCUUCAUUUUGGCGUCAAGGAUCAAGAGACCAGGUAUCGGCAGAGGUACCUUGAUCUCAUCAUUAACUCUGACAUUCGCAAGAAGUUUAUUAUCCGUUCCAACAUUGUAUCUUAUGCUCGGAAAUUCUUUGAUGAUUUAGGUUUCUUGGAAGUAGAAACUCCAAUGAUGAAUAUGAUUGCUGGAGGAGCAACUGCCAAACCCUUUGUCACUCACCAUAAUGAACUCAAUAUGGAUCUCUUCUUGAGGGUUGCUCCAGAGCUUUAUCUAAAGAUGCUGAUUGUUGGUGGCAUUGAUAGAGUUUAUGAAAUUGGGAAACAAUUCAGGAAUGAAGGCAUUGACCUUACGCACAAUCCUGAAUUUACAACCUUGGAGUUUUAUAUGGCAUAUGCAGAUUACAAUGACUUGAUUGAGCUUACAGAAAAAUUGAUAUCAGGUAUGGUGUACAGCAUCUUUGGUUGUUAUAAAGUGAAAUUCCAUCCAACUGGUUCAGAGGGUGAAGAAUGGGAAAUAGAUUUUAAGCCCCCUUAUAGAAGACUAUGUAUGUUCCCAGAGCUUGAGAAAGCCCUAAACACAAAACUACCAGAACCAGACAAGCUGAACACUGAAGAAGCUCGCAAGGUACUAAGUGACCUCUGUGAAAAACAUGGGGUAGAGUGUCCAGCUCCUCGUACAUCUGCCCGACUCUUGGACAAGUUGGUAGGAGAUCUUUUGGAGGAACAAUGCAUUAACCCAACAUUUAUUAUGGAUCAUCCACAGGUUAUGAGUCCACUUGCAAAGUACCAUCGCUCCAUUAAGGGUCUCACAGAGAGGUUCGAACUCUUUGUUGCCAAGAAGGAAAUUGUCAAUGCCUACACCGAAUUAAAUGAUCCGUUAGAUCAAAGGUUGCGAUUUGCUCAGCAGGCCCAAGACAAGGCCGCAGGUGAUGAUGAGGCACAAAUGGUAGAUGAAAACUUUUGCACAGCCUUGGAAUAUGGUCUACCUCCAACAGGAGGCUGGGGUAUGGGCAUUGACCGUAUGACCAUGUUCCUGACAGACUCGUAUAACAUCAAGGAAGUUCUCUUCUUCCCAGCCAUGAAGCCUGAUAAUCCAAAUAAGAAUCCAUCUGAUGAAGGAAAUAAGGAGAACCAUCCAGCAUCAUAAAAAGUGUCUCGAACACAGUUUCUUGCUACCAAAGUGCUUAACAUUGGCAAAACAACAAGACUAUAAAUUAGGGAUCAGGAUUUUGUACCUAUUAUUGUCAUUAAUCUCGGUAAUUAAAGAAUGUAUGUAAAUAACUGUAGAAAGUAAAGCUUCCUGAUGAAAAAUAAAAAAAUUUGGGGGUGUAUUCAGGGAAAAUUUUGUGUUCUGUGUAACAGUUUUAUAUUGCCACUUGACCAAACUUGUACAUGUUAUUAAAUUAUAUUUAUUAUAUGUGGUUCUCAACACUG
Homarus americanus (American lobster) is the source of this 2202-nucleotide messenger RNA. RefSeq names its product lysine--tRNA ligase-like (gene LysRS). Gene Ontology annotation, cellular component: cytoplasm; mitochondrion; cytosol. Gene Ontology annotation, molecular function: lysine-tRNA ligase activity; ATP binding; tRNA binding. The record is from RefSeq and is a predicted model, not a curated record. Gene Ontology annotation, biological process: lysyl-tRNA aminoacylation. NCBI's taxonomy places the organism in Eukaryota, Metazoa, Arthropoda, Malacostraca, Decapoda, Nephropidae. The coding region runs from base 113 to 1915 and encodes 600 amino acids. The transcript is spliced from 5 exons.